Messenger RNA from Brassica napus (rape), 4685 nucleotides. RefSeq names its product putative phospholipid-transporting ATPase 9. Lineage: Eukaryota; Viridiplantae; Streptophyta; Magnoliopsida; Brassicales; Brassicaceae. Gene Ontology annotation, biological process: phospholipid translocation. Gene Ontology annotation, molecular function: ATP hydrolysis activity; ATPase-coupled intramembrane lipid carrier activity; ATP binding. The transcript has 9 exons. Gene Ontology annotation, cellular component: plasma membrane. The record is from RefSeq and is a predicted model, not a curated record. The coding region runs from base 775 to 4368 and encodes 1197 amino acids.
UACGGUGAGGAACUUAGUAAUAUAUACACAAAGUAGGAGUGAGUAAUUAGAGAGAGAGUAUGAAUUAAAAUCAGAGAAUUCAUGCAUCUAACAUGAGUGCAUUUUUUUUUGUUUGGUCACAUUGACUGCGCAGCUAAUGUUCAUCCAAUCGUUCCUUCUUCUUUACCGUCUCUAAUGUUUCUGACACUAAAAGUCUCUUUAGAUUUGAAACUGGAGAUCAUAUUGGUCUCUGUCUUUUUUUGUAACUUAUUUUUUUGUCUUUUUUUGUGUUCUUCAACACAGAGACCAUUAUCAGAUCACCAGAUUCCCAUUUUCCCGGGAAAAUAAAAACAGACUAUUUCCUUGUCGCAUCUAUUGAAUGUUUUUUUUUUGUUUGGAGCAUUUGAUUUGCUGUUCUUAUUCCAUCAAACAUUAUAAUUAUUAUUCUACAACUUUGGCACCUUCUCUCUGUUUUUUUUCUUACAUUGCCUAUAAAAAAAAACAGAGGAAUCGAAAAAUUCAUAAGAUCUCACUCAAAGCUCCAUUUUCUUGGCUUACAUGAUUAAAAAAUCUGAUCUUUCUAAUAGAUACCCUUCUUGAUCUUGAAAGAUUCACACAACUUUUGCAGCUCUAACUCACUCAAUUUCCAAGGUAACCAGAGAGUCGCAGAUAACAAGGUCGGAGAAAAUAUAACCAGUCACUGUCUUGUCUGCUUUUCUCUUCGGUCCUGCCAAUAUCGGGCUCUGCAACUUGUUAAAAAGAUUCAAACCUUUGUCUCUCCUCUAGAUCUUCCCAAUGGCAGGAAGUGGAACAAAGAGACCAAGAAGAAGAAGAAGAAGAAUACAUCUAAGCAAGCUCUACACACUAACAUGCACCCAAUCAUGCUUCAAACAAGACCAUUCUCAAAUCGGAGGACCUGGUUACUCUCGUGUCGUCUUCUGCAACGAGCCCGAUUCGCCUGAUGCUGAUUCUAGUAACUACAGUGACAACUACGUGAGAACCACUAAGUACACUCUCACUACUUUCUUACCAAAGUCACUCUUCGAACAGUUCAGGAGAGUCGCCAACUUCUACUUCCUGGUCACUGGGAUCUUGUCUUUCACUCCUCUUGCUCCUUAUACCGCUUCAAGCGCCAUUGUUCCUCUCCUUUUCGUCAUCGGUGCUACUAUGGUUAAAGAAGCUGUUGAAGAUUGGCGCCGCAAGAAACAGGAUAUUGAGGUGAAUAAUAGGAGAGUGAAAGUGCAUAGAGGAGAUGGGAACUUUGAUUCUAAGGAGUGGAAGACUUUGAGUGUUGGAGAUAUAGUUAAAGUAGAGAAGAAUGAGUUCUUCCCUGCAGAUCUUGUUCUUCUCUCCUCUAGCUAUGAGGACGCUAUUUGUUAUGUAGAGACCAUGAACCUUGACGGUGAAACCAAUCUGAAAGUCAAACAAGGACUAGAAGUAACUUCAUCCUUGAGGGAAGACUCUAACUUCAAGGGCUUUGAAGCAUUUGUCAAAUGUGAGGAUCCAAACGCUAACUUGUACUCCUUUGUUGGAACCAUGGAGCUUCAAGGAGCCAAGUACCCUCUCUCACCUCAACAGCUUCUUCUCAGAGACUCAAAACUCAGGAACACUGAUUUCAUCUUCGGCGCGGUUAUCUUCACUGGUCAUGACACAAAGGUUAUUCAGAACUCAACAGAUCCUCCUUCUAAGAGAAGCAUGAUUGAGAAAAAGAUGGAUAAGAUCAUCUACCUCAUGUUCUUCAUGGUGGUUCUGAUGUCAUUCAUUGGUUCUGUCAUCUUUGGAGUUACAACAAGAGAUGAUUUAAUGAGAAGAUGGUACUUGAGACCAGACAGCUCAUCUAUCUUCUUUGAUCCCAAAAGAGCUUAUGUUGCUGCCAUCUACCACUUCUUAACAGCUGCUAUGCUGUACAGUUACUUCAUUCCAAUAUCUUUAUAUGUCUCAAUAGAGAUUGUUAAAGUCCUUCAGAGCAUCUUCAUCAACCAGGACAUCCACAUGUACUACGAGGAAGCUGACAAGCCGGCUCUUGCAAGGACCUCUAACCUGAAUGAAGAGCUUGGUCAAGUGGAUACAAUUCUCUCAGACAAGACAGGGACAUUGACUUGUAACUCAAUGGAGUUCAUCAAGUGUUCUGUUGCAGGGACAGCUUAUGGACGUGGUGUCACUGAGGUUGAGAUGGCUAUGGGAAGAAGGAAAGGUUCUCCUCUGGUGCUUCAGAGCAAUGAGGAUGAUGUGGAGUACAGUAAGGAACCAUUUGUUGAAGAAUCUACAGUGAGAGGAUUCAAUUUUAGAGAUGGAAGGAUAAUGAAUGGGAACUGGGUCACUGAACCUCAUGCUGAUGUUAUUCAGAAGUUUUUCAGAUUACUCGCGGUGUGCCAUACAGUGAUACCUGAAGUAGAUGAAGACACAGAGAAGAUCUCUUAUGAAGCCGAGUCUCCUGAUGAAGCAGCAUUUGUUAUUGCAGCAAGGGAGCUUGGGUUUGAGUUCUAUAACAGAACUCAGACUACUAUAUCUGUAAGAGAGCUUGAUCUUGUGACUGGUAAAAGAGUUGAGAGGUUGUACAAAGUCUUGAACGUUCUUGAGUUCAACAGCACCAGGAAAAGGAUGUCAGUGAUAGUGGAGGAUGAAGAUGGAAAGCUCUUACUACUUUGUAAAGGAGCAGAUAAUGUUAUGUUUGAGAGACUUUCAAAGAAUGGUAGAGAGUUUGAAGAGGAAACAAGGGACCAUGUGAACGAGUAUGCUGAUGCAGGGCUGAGGACUUUGAUACUAGCAUACCGCGAACUCGAAGAGAAAGAUUACAAAGUUUUCAAUGAGAGAAUCAGUGAGGCCAAGAGUUCAGUUAGUGAUAGAGAAUCACUGAUAGAGGAAGUCACAGAGAAGAUUGAGAAAGAUCUGAUUCUUCUUGGAGCUACUGCUGUUGAAGAUAAACUCCAAAAUGGAGUGCCUGACUGCAUUGACAAGCUAGCUCAAGCAGGAAUCAAGAUUUGGGUUUUGACUGGUGAUAAAAUGGAGACUGCUAUCAAUAUUGGAUUUGCUUGUAGUUUGCUCAGACAAGACAUGAAGCAGAUCAUAAUCAACUUGGAGACUCCUGAGAUCCAUUCACUAGAGAAAACUGGAGAAAAAGAUGCUAUUGCAAAGGCAUCAAAAGAAAGUGUCUUAUUGCAAAUAAUCAAUGGAAAGGCUCAGCUAAAGUACUCUGGUGGAGACUCUAAUGCUUUUGCUUUGAUCAUUGAUGGUAAAUCACUGGCUUACGCGUUGGAUGAUGAUGUCAAACACAUCUUCUUAGAGCUAGCUGUUGGUUGUGCUUCUGUCAUUUGUUGCCGCUCAUCACCAAAACAGAAAGCUCUGGUGACAAGACUAGUGAAAUCCGGAAAUGGUAAAACAACAUUAGCCAUUGGCGACGGCGCAAACGAUGUUGGGAUGCUUCAAGAAGCAGAUAUAGGCGUUGGAAUCAGCGGCGUGGAAGGCAUGCAGGCUGUGAUGUCAAGCGACAUCGCGAUUGCUCAGUUUAGAUAUCUGGAGCGUUUGUUACUAGUCCAUGGACACUGGUGUUACAGGCGCAUCUCAACAAUGGUGUGCUACUUCUUCUACAAGAACAUCACAUUCGGUUUCACUCUCUUCUUAUAUGAAGCGUACACAACAUUCUCAGCUACACCUGCUUACAACGACUGGUUCCUAUCUCUUUACAAUGUUUUCUUCUCUUCUCUUCCUGUUAUUGCUCUUGGUGUCUUCGACCAAGAUGUAUCUGCACGGUAUUGUCUCAAGUUUCCACUAUUAUACCAAGAAGGUGUGCAGAACGUGCUCUUCAGUUGGCGAAGGAUACUUGGAUGGAUGUUCAACGGAUUCUACAGCGCAGUAAUCAUCUUCUUCCUUUGCAAAAGCUCUCUUGAGCCACAAGCCUUCAACCACCAAGGCAAGACACCAGGGAGAGAGAUCUUAGGUGGGACAAUGUACACAUGUAUAGUCUGGGUUGUGAACUUGCAGAUGGCAUUAGCCAUCAGUUACUUCACUCUGAUCCAGCACAUUGUCAUAUGGGGGUCCAUCAUCGUUUGGUACCUCUUCAUCACGUUCUACGGAGAGCUUCCAGCAAUGAUAUCAACAGGUGCGUAUAGAGUCUUUGUUGAAGCUCUGGCGCCUUCACUUUCUUACUGGGUCGUCACUCUCUUUGUGGUUGUGUCGACUUUGUUGCCGUACUUCGUCUACUCGGCGGUUCAGAUGAGGUUUUUCCCAAUGUACCAUGGGAUGAUCCAGUGGUUGAGGUACGAGGGUCAGUGUAAUGACCCUGAGUACUGUGAUAUGGUGAGGCAGAGAUCCAUAAGGCCAACAACUGUUGGUUUCACCGCGAGGUUAGAAGCUAAAAGGAGAUCAGUGAGGAGAUCUGAGUCUAUAUGACAGGCAAACAACCUCUCAACUGGAGGAGGAAGCUGUUUUAACCAGUUUCUUGUACAUUUUUCUGACAAAGAAACAUCUGAAGAUUACACAUGAGAAGAGAGAUGCAUCUCUAAGUCUUUUCUCUUCUCAAGAUUCCUUUUAAUCUAUACUGUAAUUCUUAGAGCAUAGGGUAAGUUAUGUAUACCUCUUUGGUUCAGUCCUGUUAACGCUUUGUUAAUUGGAUUCUUGAAUGCAAUAAGUCACAUCUUGUGUGAUGAGCAAGACAAGGAAUGAUCAUUGUAUUGUGAGUUUCUGGAAUCCAAAUCGUUUGUAGAGUC